GAGAAAAACAAGCCAUGCUGGCUGACUGGCUGGCUGCUACGUCUCCGAUGAAAAACUCAACCUCUUUGAAAACAAGCUUAUCAAAACAGCAAAAAAAAAAAAUUAAAAAAACAAUCUCCGAGUUGAGUUGAAAUGCUUAUACUUGUUUUGAUAAGAACAUCCUUUUCUUACUAUGAAAUAAUUCUAAUCGACGCGUCGUCACAUUCUUUCAUGACUAGUGAAGACGACGCUGGUUUUUUAAAAACUGCAGCUCGUUUCGAUUGAUAUUUAAUAUCCCUUCAUUGUUGUUUUGUUUUCGUUUUUAUAUUUUUUUUUGUUCUUGGUUUAAUUUAUUCCUGCCCAACAAUGAAGAGUCUACUUGUAACACUCCUUUUAGUCUGUCUAAUUGGCAAUGUCUGGAGUGGACCUCCAUCAGUUCCACAAGCUUAUAUGAAAUGUCCGAAAGGAUGCGUCUGUCAAUAUGCCCACUUUAUGGAUUUACAAAUAUCUCGAUGGAUAAAUUUCAUGCAAAUCAAACAUCAGGAUCGUUCGAUCGGAAGCAGAGGUUCAUCUCAAGAAACCCAAGAAGAGCUGGUCAAUGAAAACGAGGUAAUGUUCGAUGGCGAUGAAGGAUUCAACGAUAAUCCAUUUAUUCAGCAAGUAACUUGCAUCUUGCAAGUUGAAAACGAUGUGAGUGAACUUGUUAGUCAACUGCCAGUUGAUUUGCAGGCACUGGUGCUUCUAUACACCGCCGAAGGAAAGAAUAAAACAGUACCUACAAGUGUAUUCAAACCACUUAAUCAACUGACAACCUUGGAAAUCCGAGGACCGAGUGAUAGAAGUUUCCGUCUCAUUAUCGACGAACCCAUGAGCUUCCUACAUCAUGCAAACUUCGAGUCCAUCGCCCUAUUUGGCAGUGAAAACUACAAACGACCCAAGAAUCCAGUUCAUCCUAGAGAAAGUUUCGACUAUGUACCUAGCAGUGAACAAAUCGCCUAUAAUAUAUCUUUGGAAACAAUGCCCGAAGGUGAAGACAUCGACAUCGUUCCCUACGAUGUCUACAUUCAAGAGAUUAAAAAAUCUCGUUUAGCAACAUUCUAUGGAUGGGAACAUCUGGAAGUUCUGCGUAUCAAUCAUUGUCGAUUGGAUGAAAUGCACUGGGAAAUGUUUGACGGCCUGUUGGAAUUGCAACACUUAUCACUUGAACAUAAUGAGAUAAAAAUAGUGCCCGCCUUUGCGUUGUAUGGUGCAAUGCACAUUAAGACUUUAUCACUGGCAUACAAUUCUAUUUUGGAUUUUAAUUAUCGUUCAUUGGCUGGUUUGCUAGACUUGGAGGUUCUCGAUUUGAGUCACAAUAGUUUGUCCAAGUUAUCAGAAUUGAGUUUUCCACCAUUUCCCAAAUUGGAAUAUGUUGAUUUUAGACAUAAUCCAAUUCGAUAUAUAUUCCCAGCUUCAUUUGGUGUGAUGAAUAAUACAAGGACAAUGCAUUUGGGUUCGAAGGAGACUGCUGCGGAACUUUGGGGAAAUGUUCCAUUUGAUUCAUUGCAUUUGCUUAAGAUUCUAACUAUUACAAAUGUUUCAAUUGGUGCUUUAGAUCAUGAUGUCUUUCAGAAUUUGAGGUCAUUGGAAGUUCUCGACUUGAAAGGACAGAUUCGGAGUGUGGAAUUUGAUGCUUUUGCCGAUAUGGCACAUUUGAGAGAAUUGAAUUUGAGUUCGUGUAAUAUCAGAGAAAUAUCCAUGGAUGCAUUCUUUGGGUGUAAGAAAUUGGAAAUUGUUGAUUUGUCAAGUAACAAUCUUUCGUAUAUACCACCGGGUUUGUUUGACGAACAGAAUCAAAUAAGAGAGAUUUAUUUGCAGAAGAAUAAUUUGAAAUAUCUCCCGUCGACAUUCUUUCACAAUCCAUCACUCAAACUUGUACGGCUAACUGAAAAUCCAUGGAAAUGUACCUGUGACAUGGCACUGUGGAAGCAAAAGUUGACAAAUUCACUUGGAGUUGGCAAGUCGAGUCGAUGUAUUAAGCAAUUUCAUACAGGAAAACAAUUAUCCUGUCGGAAAAUAGAUAAUUACAGGUAUGAAAAGGCUUUGUCACCACGUUGUGAGAAUUAUAAUGGACGAAGUGUGUAUUAUGUUCUUCGAAAAGAUAUUCAAUGUACGAAAACGAUCAAGAAACAACACCAUACACCACCACCAUCCUCGUCAUCAUCAGUACAACGGGGGAAUCAUCAAUAUCAACGUAUGCCAAAGUACAAGCAUUUAGAUGAUAAAAUGUCUCAUCAUGAUAAAUCACAAAUGAAACGUAUGCAAAUGCAAAAAGAGAGAAUUGUCAUUCCAUGGGCUCAGGCUAAGGCAAACAAAGUCAAAAAGACAAUGGCACAUAUAAAUAGUUUAAACUAUUUAACUGGUGAAGGUUUGAGGAAAAAUAAAUCUCAAGAAGUCGAAAAUGAUAAAAUAUUUGGUGGAAGUGUUGAUGAACAAUUUGAUUUUAAUUAUAUUUAGAAGAAAAAAAAAAUAUUGAAGAAAGCAAACAAAUAUUAACUAAAUAGCGGAUGUAUAUGAUUUUUUGUGUUAAGUAGGGGUUUUUAAGGAAAUAUAUUGUUUCAAAUUAAUAACGAAAAAAAAAACA
This is a messenger RNA of Episyrphus balteatus (marmalade hoverfly), 2602 nucleotides long. Its product is annotated as leucine-rich repeat-containing protein 15-like. Bases 346 to 2475 code for a protein of 709 amino acids. The record is from RefSeq and is a predicted model, not a curated record. The transcript has 3 exons. NCBI's taxonomy places the organism in Eukaryota, Metazoa, Arthropoda, Insecta, Diptera, Syrphidae. Gene Ontology annotation, cellular component: plasma membrane. Gene Ontology annotation, molecular function: protein binding.